Messenger RNA from Erpetoichthys calabaricus (reedfish), 610 nucleotides. RefSeq names its product dispanin subfamily A member 2b-like. Lineage: Eukaryota; Metazoa; Chordata; Cladistia; Polypteriformes; Polypteridae. The coding region runs from base 204 to 587 and encodes 127 amino acids. The record is from RefSeq and is a predicted model, not a curated record. Gene Ontology annotation, cellular component: plasma membrane. The transcript is spliced from 2 exons.
UCUUUUACGUUAUCCCCAAGCCGUUAGUUCUGACAUGGAGAAAGAUAAAAGUGACGUCACUUCCGCCUAAGAGAACAUACCACAGUGUCGUUCGAGAUCACACUGACACGGUUUCCUUGGAGUAAACGUACAGAGUGCUGAUUUUCUCACUUUCUAUGUUCUCCUCCUUUUUAAUGUAUUUAAUUGUAGAUUUUCUUUGAAGGAUGGCAAAUGAGAAGAAAUGUAGAAACUCCCCUCUGUUUAAGUCCGAUCAUACUUAUACUAAACAGCCUGCUAUACAAUCCGCGCUUCCACCUGUGGUUCUGCCCCGGGAUCAUAUCGGCUGGUCCAUCAUUAACACGGUUUAUAUGAACUUCUUCUGUCUGGGCGCCGUGGCUUUAUAUUUCUCAAUAAAGUCAAGGGAUCGCAAAGUAGUCGGCGACUUGGAGGGAGCACGAUACUAUGGAUCAAAAGCUUGCUGCUUCAAUGUCACAGCUUUAGCUGUGAGCUUCCUGUUCUUCCUGAUCAUUCUCAUCCUCGUCAUUUUCUCUGUCUCAGUGAUUUCUGGCAAGAGCUUCAGCCUGGAACUCAGCAGUCCACAGAAUUAGAUCUCGUGCUUUCAACAAUUCUG